AUGCCACCAAAGGAAACAACAAAGAAGUGGAAACCUCCAAAGGGUCCAAAGCCUAUUCAAAGGAAGAAUAAAAACACUAUUGGGUUAGGUAAGGCAAUUCAAACUGCAAGACGUAAGGAAAAUGAAGUGCAGUAUUUGCCAGAUGGUGAAGAACGUUUCACUACCGAUAAGCACGAAGCUAAUUGGGUAAAAUUGAGAUCUGUUACUCAGGAAUCUGCAUUAGAUGAAUUUUUGAGUACUGCUGAGUUAGCAGACAAGGAUUUCACAGCGGACAGACAUUCUAAUGUCAAGAUCAUCAGAAUGGAUAACGGUGCCGAUGCAGCCACAUCCCAGGGAUUUAGUUUGACCAAUGAGCAGAAAAGUAAGAUCAACGAGAAGCAGAGAUUACAUGCUAGAGAGUUGAUUGUCCCAAGAAGGCCUAAGUGGAAUGAAUCUAUGACCAGAUUUGAAUUAGAAAGGUUAGAAAAGGAAGCAUUCUUGGAAUGGAGACGUAAAUUAGCCUAUUUGCAAGAAGACAACGAGGAUUUGUUAUUGACUCCAUUCGAGAGAAACAUUGAAGUUUGGAGGCAGUUGUGGAGAGUUGUUGAGCGAUGUGAUCUAGUAGUCCAAAUCGUGGAUGCCAGAGAUCCAUUAUUAUUCAGAUCCACAGAUUUAGAGAAAUAUGUGAAAGAAGUGGAUGACAGGAAACAGAAUUUACUUUUGAUCAACAAAGCGGAUUUAUUAACAAGAAAGCAACGUAUUAUUUGGGCCAAGUACCUUCUCUCGAGGGGCAUCUCUUUUACAUUCUUUUCUGCUGCCAAGGCUAAUGAAAUAUUAGAGAGACAAGAGGAACUAGGGGAUGAAUACGUUGAAGAAGAGGACGAUGAGGAAAUACUGGCUACAGAGGAAGAAAUUGAAGAACUUGAUGGGGAAGAAGUGAACAAAGAAAUUCUGGAUAAAAUUAACAUACUGAAGAUCGAUCAACUUGAAGAAUUGUUCUUAGAUAAAGCGCCAAACGAUCCGCUACUUCCUCCAUUGCCCGGUCAAGAGCCAAUCAUACAAAUAGGUCUAGUGGGUUAUCCAAACGUUGGUAAGUCUUCCACUAUAAAUGCCUUGGUGGGUGCCAAGAAAGUUUCUGUCUCUUCUACCCCUGGUAAGACCAAACAUUUCCAAACUAUCAAGUUAUCUGAUAAGGUAACGUUAUGCGACUGUCCAGGUCUAGUUUUCCCUAAUUUUGCAUACAAUAAAGGUGAAUUGGUGUGUAACGGUGUUCUACCGAUCGAUCAGUUACGUGACUAUAUUGGGCCAUCGACAUUAGUGGCAGAAAGGGUCCCUAAAUACUUUUUGGAAGCCAUUUACGGUAUCCAUAUUCAGACCAAAUCCGUAGAAGAGGGUGGGAAUGGUGAAGUACCAACUGCACAAGAAUUACUCGUUGCUUAUGCCAGAGCUCGUGGUUAUAUGACACAAGGUUUUGGUGCCGCAGAUGAAUCUCGUGCCUCUCGUUACAUUCUCAAAGAUUAUGUGAACGGUAAACUCCUGUACAUUAAUCCACCGCCUCACAUGGACGAUGAUACGCCAUAUACCAGAGAAGAAUGUAAGGAAUUCAACAAAGAUUUAUACACGUUCAGUAAAUUACCUAUCAACAGACAAGAGCAACUUGCAGAAGCUGCCAAACACAAAGGUAUACAAGAUUUGGAUCUUGCUCGCGAUUUAAGUCGAUUAACGUUCUCUGCUCAUAUUGGUGGUGAUGGUGAUAAAGUACAAGCUAAAUCUGUCAACCAUGGUGGUAAACAAGCAGCCUUGUACAACGUAGCUGAUGAACUUGACAAAAAUUUCUUCCAUUUGAACGGUGUUCAAGGCAGACUUACGAACCCUUUCCAUAAGCAAACCGUCGCCAACGAAAAUGGUAAGAAGCAUAACAAGAAGAACAAGAAGAGUAAGAAAAAGGCUUCCAUGUUUUCCGAUUAA
Kluyveromyces lactis is the source of this 1947-nucleotide messenger RNA. It is a transcript of the gene LSG1, whose product is annotated as ribosome biogenesis GTPase LSG1. Gene Ontology annotation, cellular component: cytosol. The transcript has a single exon. NCBI's taxonomy places the organism in Eukaryota, Fungi, Ascomycota, Saccharomycetes, Saccharomycetales, Saccharomycetaceae. Bases 1 to 1947 code for a protein of 648 amino acids. Gene Ontology annotation, biological process: ribosomal subunit export from nucleus. Gene Ontology annotation, molecular function: GTP binding; GTPase activity. The record is from RefSeq and is a predicted model, not a curated record.